GUCACCGUGGCUCAAACGACAGCAGCCUCAGCUAGCCAACACGUCACCACUUCCAGAGCACAACUCACGCGAGAUUGCCUUUCAGGAAGUUCCACGUCAGUACCCACUGCACUGUUCACUGAAAUCGCAACAUUUGGAACCCGCUUGCAGCUGUUCAAAACAUAUUCAUUUGAUUCUAUUGUGACAACAAGGGGAUAAAAUAUGCCUCUGAGGCUGGACAUUAAGCGGAGGCUGACAGCUAGGUCAGAUCGAGUGAAGAGUGUGGACCUUCACCCAACUGAGCCGUGGAUGCUGGCUAGUCUGUACAACGGCAGCGUCUGUGUGUGGAACCAUGAAACACAGACUCUGGUCAAGACUUUUGAAGUAUGUGACCUCCCUGUCAGAGCUUCUAAGUUUGUGGCAAGGAAGAACUGGGUCAUCACUGGAGCGGAUGACAUGCAGAUCCGUGUGUUCAACUACAACACCUUGGAGAGGGUCCACAUGUUUGAGGCCCAUUCUGACUAUAUCCGUUGCAUCGCUGUUCAUCCGACCCAGCCCUACAUCCUCACCAGUAGUGAUGACAUGUUGAUCAAGCUAUGGGACUGGGAGAAGAAGUGGACAUGCAGCCAGGUGUUUGAGGGUCACACUCACUACGUCAUGCAGAUUGUCAUCAACCCCAAGGACAAUAACCAGUUUGCAAGUGCUUCUCUGGACAGGACAAUUAAGGUUUGGCAGCUAGGCUCUUCGUCUCCCAAUUUCACUUUGGAGGGUCAUGAGAAAGGAGUCAACUGUAUUGACUAUUACAGUGGAGGAGACAAGCCCUACCUUAUCUCCGGAGCUGAUGACCGUCAAGUCAAGAUCUGGGACUACCAAAACAAGACCUGUGUUCAGACUCUGGAGGGCCAUGCCCAGAACGUCUCUUGUGUCAACUUCCACCCAGAGCUGCCCAUCAUCAUCACUGGAUCAGAGGAUGGAACGGUGCGUAUCUGGCACUCAAGCACGUACCGUCUGGAGAGCACACUGAACUACGGCAUGGAGAGAGUGUGGUGUGUGUGUGGCCUCAGGGGCUCCAAUAAUGUGGCUCUGGGCUACGAUGAAGGCAGCAUCAUUAUCAAGGUGGGUCGGGAGGAGCCAGCCAUGUCUAUGGACACAAGUGGCAAAAUCAUCUGGGCCAAACACAGUGAAAUACAGCAGGCUAACCUGAAGGCCAUGGGUGAUGCUGAGAUCAAGGACGGAGAGAGGCUGCCGCUGGCUGUCAAAGACAUGGGCAGCUGUGAGAUUUAUCCCCAAACCAUCCAGCAUAACCCUAACGGAAGGUUUGUUGUGGUGUGUGGAGAUGGAGAAUAUAUCAUCUACACUGCCAUGGCUUUGAGGAACAAGAGCUUUGGCUCAGCACAGGAGUUUGUCUGGGCACAUGACUCCUCUGAAUAUGCCAUCAGAGAGAGCAACAGUAUUGUCAAAAUCUUCAAGAACUUCAAAGAAAAGAAAUCUUUUAAACCUGACUUUGGAGCAGAAGGAAUCUAUGGAGGUUUCUUGCUUGGCGUGAGGUCAGUGAAUGGUUUGGCAUUUUAUGACUGGGAGAACACAGAGUUGAUCCGUCGCAUCGAGAUCCAGCCCAAACACAUCUUCUGGUCAGACUCUGGUGAGCUGGUCUGCAUCGCUACAGAGGAAUCCUUCUUCAUUCUGCGUUACCUGGCAGAUAAAGUAGCUGCCUCUCAAGAGAACAAUGAAGGAGUGACAGAGGAUGGUAUUGAAGAUGCAUUUGAGGUCCAGGGAGAGAUUCAGGAGAUUGUAAAGACUGGACUCUGGGUAGGAGACUGCUUCAUUUACACCAGCUCUGUAAACAGACUAAACUACUAUGUUGGAGGAGAGAUUGUCACUAUCGCUCAUCUGGACAGGACCAUGUACCUGCUGGGAUACAUACCCAAAGAUGACCGUCUGUACCUGGGAGACAAGGAGCUGAAUAUCGUCAGUUACUCCUUGCUGGUCUCUGUCCUGGAGUACCAGACCGCUGUAAUGAGGAGAGACUUUGGAAUGGCUGAUAAGGUGCUGCCCACAAUUCCUAAAGAGCAGAGAACCAGGGUGGCCCAUUUUCUGGAAAAACAGGGUUUCAAGCAGCAGGCACUGGCUGUGUCCACAGAUCCAGAGCACAGGUUUGAGCUGGCCUUGCAGUUGGGAGAGCUGAAGAUUGCGUACCAGCUGGCAGUGGAGGCAGAGUCAGAGCAGAAGUGGAAGCAGCUAGCAGAGUUAGCUAUCAGUAAGUGCCAGUUUGGCCUGGCUCAGGAGUGCCUUCAUCACGCCCAAGACUACGGUGGCUUGCUCCUCCUUGCCACAGCUUCUGGUAAUGCCACUAUGGUGGGCAAGCUGGCUGAAGGAGCAGAGAAGGACGGGAAGAACAAUGUGGCCUUUAUGACCUACUUCCUGCAGGGGAAGCUGGAUCAGUGUUUGGAGCUUCUGAUCAGGACAAACCGACUACCUGAAGCUGCCUUCCUGGCUCGCACCUACCUGCCUAGCCAGGUGUCCCGUGUGGUCAAAUUGUGGAGGGAGAACCUGGCUAAGGUCAACCAGAAGGCAGCUGAAUCCCUAGCAGACCCUACAGAGUAUGAGAAUCUGUUCCCUGGGCUGAGAGAAGCCUUUGCAGCUGAGCAUUACCUGAGAGAGACCUGCUUGGGCACCUCCAGGCCUGCCAAAGACUAUCCUCUUGUCACUCUCAAUGAAGACAGGAACAUUCUUGAGGAGGCUCAAGGAUAUGAACCCAAAGGAACCUUUAUUCCUCCAGGUCCAAAGCAAACAGAGGAUAGUGAGGAGUCUACCUCUGUGACAGCGGCUUCUGUCACUGUAGCCGCAGCGGUGAUGCAUAGACAGCCUGAACCUACUGUUCCUACAGCAGUGGACAAAGAAGAAGCAGAAGAAGAGGAGGAGGAGGAAGAGGAGGAGGAAAUCCCUGCAGUCUCACAGUCACAGAAAGAUAAGUCUCUGGAUGAGCUGGACGUGGACCUGGACAACAUGGAGCUUGAUGACAUCGACACCACAGACGUUAACCUUGACGAUGACUUCUCAGAUGAUUGAGACCUGCUACCACCCUGGUCCCCCUACACUCUUCGGAACCUAUUUAAAAAAAGAGAAAGAGACCAAACCCCCUUUACUCCUUUUUUUUUUUUGUAUUUGUACGUAAAAAUAUUAUAUUGUCAUGUCCACCUGCUGCAGUAGAUAAUUAUAUCAGUCAUGUUUUGGUCUGAAAAGUAAACAGAUCAUGUCUAUUUCUGACUCUCCAUUUUAUACACCAUUUAUUGAUUCAUUGAGAAACUUUCAUUAACUGCCCAUUGAGCAAUGUUAUAUUUUGUCUUUGCUUUCUGUUGUCUGUAAUGGGAAAUCAAAGUUCAUUCAGUCCAAUAAACUGUGGUUGCUGUACAUA
Messenger RNA from Monopterus albus (swamp eel), 3394 nucleotides. RefSeq names its product COPI coat complex subunit beta 2 (gene copb2). Gene Ontology annotation, biological process: intracellular protein transport; endoplasmic reticulum to Golgi vesicle-mediated transport; retrograde vesicle-mediated transport, Golgi to endoplasmic reticulum. The record is from RefSeq and is a predicted model, not a curated record. Gene Ontology annotation, molecular function: structural molecule activity; protein binding. The transcript is spliced from 22 exons. Gene Ontology annotation, cellular component: COPI vesicle coat. The coding region runs from base 202 to 3048 and encodes 948 amino acids. NCBI's taxonomy places the organism in Eukaryota, Metazoa, Chordata, Actinopteri, Synbranchiformes, Synbranchidae.